AUGUCGUCGGAGCAAGAUUAUCAAGAUCUUUUUGGCCCUCAAGCCAAAAAGGCUAAACGUGGCCGGCUCCAAACCGACAAGUCGGCCAACGCGAUUCGGAUUCGAGAUAACCAGCGCCGGUCACGCGCCCGGCACAAAGAGUUUGUCGACGAGCUGCAGCGCAAGGUUCAGGAAUACGAGAAGCGGGGAAUCGAGGCCUCGCUUCAGAUGCAAAAGGCCGCACGCGACGUCGCCAUCGAGAACUCGCGCCUGCGCGCCCUGCUCGCGAGCCGCGGCGUCUCCAACGAGCAGGUCGACGCAUACCUGCGAUCCUUCGAGGACGACACCAAGGGCUCGUCCGCCAUACCCAUCACCACCACCCUGGCACCUAUCCUCAACAACCCCAUCGUGCUCGAGCCGUCGCCCACGCAGCUGCCGCCAUUGCAGGAGCACUUUAGCAAGACGUUCCCGCCCGACCCCGAAAACGACGCCGCUGCGAAGAAGAGGAAGUUUGGCGAUGCCCUGCUGCCGCCGGUGCUCACACUGACGCCGACGUCCGACGUUCAGCAGAAUUCGGCGCUCGACAGGCUUGCCGUGCUCGCCGACGCUAGUCUCAACCGCUCCUCCACGCAGCCGCCCCAGCCUUCGAGCACGUCAUCCGAGUCGUCGCGCAGCCCCCAUCCUUACGACCGGACAAGCCAGACGCCUCCUCGUCCUACAGAACCGCAACAGCAGCACCUGCCGACGGUGUCUCCUCACGAGAUGUCGUGUAACGCUGCUGCGCGAAUCAUUGCCGACAUGCAGGGUGGCGCCGGCGACGAACGCAAGACCAAGAUAGCUCUGGGAUGCAGAGCCCAGGACGAGGAGUGUUUUGUCAAAAACACGUCCAUCUUUCGCGUGCUCGAUCACCGAUGA
Messenger RNA from Colletotrichum spaethianum, 894 nucleotides. RefSeq lists its product as uncharacterized. The record is from RefSeq and is a predicted model, not a curated record. NCBI's taxonomy places the organism in Eukaryota, Fungi, Ascomycota, Sordariomycetes, Glomerellales, Glomerellaceae. The transcript has 2 exons. The coding region runs from base 1 to 894 and encodes 297 amino acids.